CGGCGUGUUCGUCAGGGCGUCGCGGCAGCCACCAACCACUUAAAGUCCGGCGACCUCCGCGCGCUCGAUGCGGUCUUCAGGAAGGCACAUCUGCUCUGUGCUCCUCCGGCACCCGACACCAUUAAGCUGAAGUCAAGGUACCAAGUCUCUUUUUUCGUCAUGAUAGCAAGAAUAAAUUGUUUAACCAUGUCUCCCCACCAAAGGUCAAUCCAUCUCUCUCUCUUCCCCUCAUCCCCCACCCCAAGUUGUUAGUGCACUCAAGUUAAUUUGUAGAUGUCUUUUUCAGCUAGCUCCCCGUAGAAAAUGGCAUUUUUUUGGUCAGUUUUGUGUAGAAACAUGGCAAAUAUAGACUUUUUUACAUUCUGUAACUUGCCAUGACAAUUUAGUCUUCUUUUUUGCCAUGGCAAAUAUAGAUUUUUUUCUUCUCUUUUGUUUUCUAUGAUGGCAAUUUUCACCCAAGUUCACAAUCUAAAAAAUUCAGCAUUUUUUGGCUGUGAGCAUGGCAAAUCUUUUCUUAUUUUUUUACAACAUGGCAAUUUUUUCUUUGUCAUGACAUGGCAAAAAUUCCCUUUCAUUUUGUCAUGGCAAAUUUACUUUGCACAUACAUGGCACAAUUUUCCCUUUUACUCCCUCCGUUCCUAAAUAUAAGUCUUUGUAGAGUUUUCACUAUGGACCACAUACGGAUGUAUAUAGAUGCAUUUUAGAGUGUAGAUUCACUCAUUCUGCUCCGUAUGUGGUCCAUAGUGAAUUCUCUCCAAAGACUUACAUUUAGGAACGGAGGGAGUAUUUGCCAUGCGAUUAUUUACUCAUUUUUGCCAUGUCAAAUUUACCUUUAUUUUUGUCAUGGAAAAUGUUAUCUUUUAUUUGCCAUGCCAAAACUAAGUAAAAUUCAUGGAGCAUGGAAAAUUUAACUUUGUACUUUUGCCAUGUCAACUUUUACUUUUUUUGCCAUGACAAAUUUUUAGCUUCAUUGCCAUGGAAAAUUUACCUUUAAUUACUUGGCAAAUUUACUGUUACAUACAUGGCAAAUUUUACUCUUUUUUGCCAUGUCAAAAAAUUUACUUUUAACUUUGCCGUGGCAAAAUUUUACCUUAAUUGCCAUGGCGACUUUUAUUCGUAAGUACAUGGCAAAUUUACUUGAACAUACAUGUCAAAUUUUAUUCUUUUUUGCCAUGUCAAAAAAUUUACUUUUAAGUUUGCCAUGCCAAAUUUUUACCUUAAUUGCCAUGGCGACUUCUAUUCGUAAGUACAUGGCAAAUUUUCUUGAACAUACAUGGCAAAUUUUACCAUGGAAAAAUUAACCUUUUUAUUUCCAUGGCAAAAUUAACUUUUUAUUGCCAUGGCAAUUUUUAUUUAACAUACAUGGCAAAUUUACUUUUUGUCACUCAUGACACAUUUAAUUUCUAACGGAGCAUGGCAAGUUUGAGUUAUGUUUUUGCCAUGGCAAAAAUACUUUACAUCCACGGCAGAUUUCGACCUUUCCAUCGUUCAUGGUAAUUUUGCUUCUAUAGACUAUGGUACAUUUACUUUACAAAACAUGGCAAUCACCACUACACCAACCAUGUUGCAUUUUUUUUCUGCUCUACAUGAUGGCAAGUUUCAAUCCACUUUUUUGUCUCUUUAUUUAUAUAGUAAAAAUAGCAUACGGAUUUUUAAUCCACAUUUUUUGCCAUCAUGGUAGCCAUUUGCAUAAAAAGAUCUUUUUUUGAACAGGGCAAAUUUUGCUUAUAAAGAUGAUGGCAAUUUUUUUGGCUUCAACCCAUAGUGAUUGUUAGUAGUAUCUUGUUCUUUAUUUUAUAUAUCUAUCGUGCCAAAAUCCGACCUUUAUUAUUCAUAGCCAAAAGCGGGCUUUCUUAGUCACAUUAGCUUUUGGACAAGCUGGGCUUUAUUUUCCUGUUUUUUUUCAACGAAGAAAAAGGCCUGGGGGUGUUCGGGCUGGGCACUUGACGUCCCGAACGACACCGUUCGAUUGAUUGGCUUUCCCGUGACGAACGAGUCGUUCGGUCUGGGAGGUCGGUACUUAUCGAUGUCCUGGCUCUAAGAGACAGCGAGUCUUUCCUUCUUUAGGGGCGAGGGAGGUACAUAAAUCUACAGAAUCCAAAUUAAUUUCCAUGUUGGCACCCGUCUCCGCGAUAAACUCGGCCCAUACGCGCUAGUUCCCAUACAUUUGAUGGAUUUCCGAUCCGACGGACGCACAGGCACAGCCCAUCAAUUCCCGAUCUAAACUUUCCAUAUCCUGGUCGAUCGUUCCUGUCAUAUCUUCCUCCGCACGGGCUCGGCCGGGACUGCCUUUCCUUGCAGCCGACGCCGUUUGGACUCCUGCUCGGAUCCGGUGCCAACUCCACUUCGCCUAUAUAAGGCGGCACGCAGCGGCGGCCUCCCCACACCACCCGCAACGCGUCCACCUUCUCCCUUCCGGCCUCUCGCCACCGCACGCACGCACGCGUCAGCUCCAUCCUCUGCAAGAAAGGCGAUCCAAGCUUGGGGGUGAUGAUGCCGACGUCGGGCAACGACGCCGGCGCCUGCGACGGUGACGGCUCGCCGCACGGGGUCAAGAAGAUGUGGACCAAGGAGGAGGACGACCUGCUGCGGGAGCAGGUGCGGCGCUGCGGCGGCCCGCACAACUGGGACUCCAUCUGCCGAGGGCUGCCCGGCCGCAACUCCAAGUCGUGCCGCCUCCGCUGGUGCCAGCACCUCGACCCCAGGGUGGAGGCCGUCAAGCCCUUCACCAUCCAGGAGGACAUGCUCAUCGUCAAGUACCAGGCCACCUACGGCAACCGCUGGUCCACCAUCGCCGAUUUCCUCUCCGGCCGCACCGACAAUGCCGUCAAGAAUCGCUGGAACUCUGUCCUCCGCAAGCGCCAGGAGCACGCCCCCUCCCAACAGGGCCAGACGCGCCCGUGGGCUCCUUCCGCUGCCCGACAGGCCGCGGGGCCCGAGGUCACGCCGCGGUGCCUGCCGCUGUUCCCUGGUUCGGCCGAGGAGGUGUCGGAGGCUGACACAUCUGCGGCGGCGAGGAAGUGCCUCGACCUGUUCCCUCUGGCGCCCGGGGAUAUCAGGGCCGAUGUGGAUGCAGCGGCGCCGCCCAGUGACAUGGCUUGCGGAGCAGGCGACCCGCUCACCGAGCUGAGGCUCUGGCCGGCGCCGAGAGUGGUGUUCGACGUAAUGCCGCUCCAGGCUUACCGGAUGUAGAUUCUAGUCUUCUUGCCUAUACUUGGUUGUUCUCUCAUCUUACUUUUUGCUGAUCGCGGGGAAUUUUCCUAGUGGAAUUUAAUUUGAUUUGUAAUGGAAGAAUGUUGUUAGGACUCAAUUGUAACGGAAGAUCUGUGGAUCUUGGUAUCAACAGAACGCUGGAUUUUCUGUAGUCGUAGUGCUUGCUGGUUAGGUAAUCAAGAAAGUUCUGAACUUAGUGUAAUUCUUUGUGCUUCUUGAUGAUCAAGAAAAUUCUGAAUGUCUUGUAAUUUCCAUGACCAUCGUAAUCAACAAAUCAAUCUUUAGCAA
Molecule: messenger RNA, 3501 nt
Organism: Triticum dicoccoides
Lineage: Eukaryota; Viridiplantae; Streptophyta; Magnoliopsida; Poales; Poaceae
Product: transcription factor MYB77-like
Exons: 2
Coding region: 2491-3192 (233 amino acids)
Biological process (GO): regulation of DNA-templated transcription
Cellular component (GO): nucleus
Molecular function (GO): RNA polymerase II cis-regulatory region sequence-specific DNA binding; DNA-binding transcription factor activity, RNA polymerase II-specific
Source: RefSeq, a predicted model, not a curated record